Molecule: messenger RNA, 1791 nt
Organism: Capsicum annuum
Lineage: Eukaryota; Viridiplantae; Streptophyta; Magnoliopsida; Solanales; Solanaceae
Exons: 2
Coding region: 86-613 (175 amino acids)
Source: RefSeq, a predicted model, not a curated record
AGAUGUUUUUAUGACAUAGGCGGGGUGGAAAUGUUUGUUUAGUCUGCAUAGAGCAUGCUCUCAUGAAGUAUAAGGACAUGCCUAUAUGUUCUGUAAUUUACAGCUUCUGCCAAUUAAAACUAACAGUGAUUUGUGUCGGGUUCAUAUCACUAAUGAUACAACAAAACCUGUCUGCAUGAUGUUGUUUUGUUCUUUACAUGUUCACAUGCUAUUACUCCACAGUGAAAUAGAUUCAUCCUGUACAUUUGCCUCCACACCUGAAACUUUGAUUUUGCAGCUUUGUCUCUUUCCUUUCAGGUGCCACUUCAACAUUGACUUCACAGAUUCCAACGUGACAAUUACAGCAACAGUGUCAGAAGCUUUAGCAGAAAGAAUACUGUCCCUAACUGUCGACCAAAUAUAUGACAAAGUUGUUGUCCAGAAACAACCACUGUCUAUUGCCGGUAUAAAUCGCCAACUUGAUCGUGAACUGUUUAAACUGCAAUUACAAAAGUCAGCUUUCAGAUUUCCAGACCAAAAACCAGAUGCGCUAGCUAUUGCGUCAUUCACUAAAACAGAACAAACAGGUAAGAGGAAGAAAAUUGAACCAUCCACACCCGCGAAAAAGGAUUGAAAGUAACAAUACUUUGAUAUUUCAUCUGCUACCAUACUCUAUUUCCUGUGUACCGGAGCUAUGACAAUUACUCAAACAUUUAUUAUGAAUUCAUUAUCUUACCAUUUCAGCAUUACUAAUAACAAAUAAGCAGGUCUAGCUUACACUGAAAUAUACAAUAUCUACUCAACACAAUCAUGUAAAUAGAAUAAUCAUAUGCCCCUUUACUGCACCACCAGGAAAAACUAUUUACUUUUGGUGUUUCCAGAGGUUUACCUUGUAUUAGUUUUAGUUACUUUUGGCAUUUCUUUCAUCGGAUACAUAAAUUGGUUUUAAAUUCUGCCUUGCUUUCUUUCAUCAUCUUCUUUAUCUCAGGUGAGUUUCAAUUUAUUACCGCUACAUAUACCUUUGUACUAUUAAUACUUGCAGGUGGUUUAUUGAUAUACUCACAACGCACGUAAGUUGUUUAAUAAAAAUCCUCUUAUCAUAAAACAGUAUGACAAAAAGCUACUUUGUUACUUUUGUUUUUGCUUGUAACUUAAAGACAAUGUACAAUUUAACUAUUCCAGAUUGGUUAAGCGCUAAAAUCUCGAGCAACAUUCUAUUCGGAAAUAAGCUACUUACAUUAACUAUCCAAUAUUUACAUCCUAAAAUAUACUCUUUUAUGUGGACAUUGUAAAAGAAUAAUUACAUCAGAGUGUGGACAUAUUCUUGGAGUAUGUAUUUUCUUGAGUUGUAACUUUUCCCCAAGGUUUUGUGGCGUGAUGCUAACCUAACCUUUCGGAUAAAAAGCUUAUUUGGUUUCUCUUUAACUGUUGAUGUUUAAGUGCUAUAAAGUUUGGGUCUUUCGGAGAAUUUGAUGGCUCAACUUCGGUUUUUACUAAGAAAUUUAGCUUCCUGUCUUUGUUUUUUGCAGGUAUAUGAAGAAGUUAUGGAAUUUAAUUAACCUACAGUACUCUGCAGGUUUGUUAUCAUCUCGGCUCUCUAUAUGUACCUCAAUCUGCAUAUGUUAUGUUUAGGUGCUAGAUUUUCUCUGAAUGAAGCAUCUGUCUUUCGCAAUUAAAAAAGGUUAAAAGGGAAAAAUGUAUUUUUAUCGAUCAUAGGUAGAUAAAGAAUGAAGUUGCUGCUUCAAAGGCUAUGCGCACCUUUCAUAGAUUCUGGUUGUUUGAUAGGCUGCUUAUGGAGAUAUAUAAUAGCUG